AAAAGGUUUUUCUGUAACCUAAAGUUGUUAAUUUUAAAGUGUAGAAUGGUUUAAUUGGACCGAAAAUCAUUGCUUUUGUGUAGUCAUAAGACAUUGCAACGUAUUUUUUAAAUUAGACACAAUUUUCCAUUCGGCGUAUUUCACCUUCUGUGCGUACAGUGGGGCUGGUAAAAAUGAUCUCCAAUAAAUUGUAACUCUGAAGUUAUGCAGGAUGUUUAAAGGUACCAUUGCAGGCAAAACAAUCAUGUAAUUAUGUAAAUCGUGUUGAAAAUUAUGCAGCUUUCCCAUGUAAACACAUUCCCGGUGUGAAUUUGUGUUUUUUCAACUGUACUGAAACAGCUGUCUCUGCACUCGUCAUCCGUCAAAUUGUGGUAGUGUUUGUUUAUGUAUAGGCAACAGAUCGAUAGGCGUAGCACCUAAAAGUGAAAAAUAAUAGACUUUAAGGGCUGUAAACCAUCAUUAAAUGUGAUUGUGCGAUUACAGUGGAAAUCUGCAAAAAAUGAUUCAUCUAACCGGUCAAAAUUACUCCUCCAAGGAAAUGAUACAGAACAUAUUUUCCCCCAUGGUGGGGGCCAUCGUUUCACAACAGGCGGAAGAACUGUGCCAAAAAAACAAUCUUUCGUUCGUAGAAAUGUUGCAACCUUUCCUGAAGCUGUCCUCCGAUGCACAUUUUCGUGAUAUUGCCGGAACGAGUGUAUCGAUCAAAGGAUUACGCAUCAAUGUAGUGGAUGUGAACUGGCGUCCACCUCAAACGAUUAUUGCAAAGAAAAUGCUUAAUGAAGCAGUCACCACGGCAGUUGGUGCUGAUAAGAUGAAAGCGAUCAAGCUGGACGAUGGUAGCUUCGUGGAUAUUCCGGCUUCCGAGCCCUGGUUCGAGCAGUGGCGCGAGACAUUUUUGACCGUUCAAUUUCCAUCGGAUCACGAAUUUACGCGCCAUUUGCUGUGUUCGUUGAUAGUGGUAUCCAGCAUCGAUCAGAAUCCAAUAGAGACAGCUGGCCAGUUGACGAAAAAAAUUCAAAAGAUGCAAAAUGUUACACUACCCCAACUGCCGAAGUGGUUUGCUAACGAUGCAUUGAACUGUUACGUUAUGCUGCAUGAUGGAUGCUCUGGCGAUAUUGGAAAAGCACAACAAGCCUUCGAGGGUCUAAAAUCGACGUAUGGUGAGCAUAAGUGCUUCUUGCUGCAAAUUAACUCGCAUGGCGGUCCACCAGCCGACUGCCCUGAUCCUUGGCUGCGGUACUUGAAGAAACAUCAACGGUCGGAACCGGCCACUGCAAGUGAUAUCGACAGUGCGCCCAAAACCCCUCAGGAUAUGGGUUCGGUGACGGGAAUGCCCUCGACGGUGGUGCAGUCCUCCAAUCUGCUAGUGCACGGUGGUAUUAGUAGCAGCGGCAGUAGCGCAUCUUCCGAAACGCCCCCUUCGGGGAUAGUGGUGGGCGAAGUGAUAGCGCACCCGCUCAGCCCGGUACAAGAAACGGGUAUCGAGAUACAGGAAACAUCGAGCCUUACGUCGAGCAUAGACAGCUUGACGUUGCAGACUAUAAACCCGAACGUAUGGCCCAUUGAGAGUGACAUUGAGGUAGCUCAUGGAUCGUUCCUUACGGCGGGUGAUUUGGACAAUUUGAAACAUUUCGUACAAGAUUUCACCGUACGCGCUUUGAUUCCGUACGUAGAACGGUUGGUGGGCGUGUUGAAUGAUUCGAUAUCCAACAAAAAGGGUGUCAGUCGAUCGCUGCUCAGCGCCACCAAACGGUGGUUUGUGACGAACAAACCGGGCGUGAACACGAAUCAAAAUGCGGUCGUGUAUACGAAUGAAUCGGCCGAACUGCAGACACGAAAGCUGGGUGAUCUGUACUUCAUGUUCAGCCACUAUUCUCUCGCAUUCCAGGCGUAUCAUCAAGCGAAGCGUGACUUUAACGCGGACUCUGCCUGGCAGUAUUAUGCGGGCGCACUCGAGAUGGCUGCUCUGGCCGCUCAUAUGCAGGGUACAGCCAGUCGGAAAACGUACGAUUACAUGGAGGAAGCUAUACUGACGUACUUGAACAGUUGCAAAUUGCCUCAGUUCGCUACCCGUGCCACUCUACUGUCCAUGGAGUGUUUGCGUGCGGCCAAGCAGUACAAUGAAGCAGCCAAACAGCUUAUUCGUAUGACGAGCGAGGAUUCGGAUCUUCGAUCGGCAUUGUUGCUGGAGCAAGCGUCCUAUUGCUUCCUACUGGCCACUCCUCCCCAGUAUCGCAAGUACGCGUUGCACUGCGUGUUGGCUGGCCAUCGGUUUUCAAAGGUGGGCCAGCGAAAACAUUCAUUCCGUACGUACAAACAGGCGUACCAAGUGUUUGAUAACCGAGGGUGGAGUUUGGCUGAGGAUCACAUACAGUACACGAUCGGUCGACAGGCCUCGAAUCUGAAGAAGCUGGACGAAGCGAGCAGCUGCUUAGCUCAUCUGCUGCGCCCUUCCAGCAUGCAGACUGCCACCCAGCAAACGUUGUUUCUGCGAGAGUAUCUCAGCACGAAAAAGGCACUCCAUGCAAGGGGUGGUGAAAGUGGUGUAACUGACAUUCCCACGAUUGCUCUGCCAAAAAUUGUACAGGCGAUGACGAAGGUGCUCGUAACGUCGCCACCACCGGUUUCGAAUCCGUUGCACAUUGCGGCAACCAACAUAAAUAUUACGUCUGCUCCGAUGGAGGAAAACAUUUGGAAUAAAAUGGAGGAAAUGCUGGUGCAGAGUGCAUCCGAGCGUCCGGUGAUGGUAUUCCGGCCUUCGAAAUCUUUGUUUUCCUCAGAAUCGCCUGCCACGGAAAACCCUCGUUCCGUGCACGGGGAACCGAUCGAGGUGGCAUUCAAUCUAGAGAAUACUAUCAAACCUGCCGUGCUGUUUGAAAACAUUAAUCUAUUGUGGGAAUUCCGCAAGGAGUCGGGAGAAAUUUUCUCCAAUCGGCCCCUCUUUCUUGGCGACGUUAAUUUGGAGGAGCGUUCAGAAAUUGAAAAUGUAGUUGCAUCCAGCUUUGUCGCAGUUGUUACGUUCGGUGAACAUGAGACGAAAACGCUUGUACUAAAGCUAACUCCACGAAGCACCGGUCAGCUACGGAUACUGGGAAUCGUUGGAAAAAUUUCCGCCUCUCAGCCAACCGGCACUGGUGCUGAUGCUCCGUCUCUGUGGGGCAAGCAACUGUUUGAAGCGCAACCGAUUCGGAUCGGUAGUGCCGGUGGUAAGGAUGGCAACAAACCAGCCCUAGCAUCGUCGCCGCCAGCACCAACGUUUGAUAGGAAGCUGGAGAUUGAAAUUUUGCCUCCAGCGCCAGCGUUACACGUAAGCUUCAGUCGCGCACCUAUGGAGGUGUUGGCCGGAGAGGUUAUCCCAAUCAAAAUGAACAUGACGAAUGCAGGCGUUAGCGUGCUGAACGAUAUCUAUGUUUGCAUCGAUAAUCCGCGGUACGUGCUGUUGAAUCCGAACGAAGCCGACAUACCGCUCUCGAUACGGCGCGACUUGCAGAAUCUUGACAAAGAAAACGUUGGACGCGAUCGGGAAGCCCGAAAGCAGUACGUAUGCCGUGCAUUCCGUGAGUCGGACGGAAACUUUAUUGCACCAAACGAAACGAAAACGGCCACGCUGUGGCUGCAGGCACCGUAUUCUAAGGGUCAGAAAGAUAUCAAACUGAUGAUUUACUACGCAAUGCCACAGGACUAUCCAAAGUUGAAGCACCGACUUAUACGACACACGUGGAACUUUAACGUAAACGAUUCUCUACUCGUCGAUGCAAACUGCAACUUGAGCAAUCCGACAAAACGUGAGCUGGGCAUUGAUGUGAAUGUGAAAAAUCUUAAUCAGGUGCAUCAUCCAUUAAUGACAGAGGUCGUUAUGAACGAAUUAAUUCUUUACUGCUCUGCAUACGAGCUGCAACAAAAUAGAGUAGUUUAUAUUAAAACACCUGGCCAUGCCAAAUUACAGUCUGGUGCGGGUCUAAAAACAAACGAAACGGUUAGUCUGCGCUGCAACCUGCAGCGUCGUGCGUCGGAGGUAGUUUACGAUGGAAACUUUCAACAUUACGUUUCCCAGAAGCUAUCGACUAUAUGUGUGCGCGAACCGGAAGCAGCUGCGAAGGCAACAUUACCGGCACUCGACGCCGUGGGCAGUUUUCUGCUGAAGAACGAAACCAAAUUCAUACGCGUUUAUGAACCGGGCAGCAAUGAAGAAUUCAACCAGAUCGUUAACCAACGCGAUAGCCAUAUGACGCUGUGCGUUAAUUGGUCCGCGACGAUCAACGACAAUGGGGCAUCGCGCAAAGCUUACGGACAACACUUUGUGCAGCUGAGAAAUCUUUACGAUUCUGUGUAUUGUCCACCGUCAGAACGCUUGCAGCAAAUAACGUUUACAGGCCAGUCGGAUGUGCAUGCUAUAUUUGAUGAUUUGGAAAAGGUGAUGCCUGUUGAAAACGAUGAUAUUGAUAAUGGAUGGGGAGUUAAUCAAAGCUAUGUGGCACAUAGAUGCUUCCUGGAGGAAAGCUUCCAUUCAGUAGAGCUGAGAGCGUAAAUUAUAAUGUCCUGCAAACGUCCUAUGUUAGACAUCUUUUGCAUUAAAUAAAGUAAUUUUAGAAUCAGAAGCAACUUU
Anopheles funestus (African malaria mosquito) is the source of this 4606-nucleotide messenger RNA. RefSeq names its product trafficking protein particle complex subunit 8 (gene l(3)76BDm). Gene Ontology annotation, cellular component: cytoplasmic vesicle; phagophore assembly site; TRAPPIII protein complex. The transcript is spliced from 9 exons. Gene Ontology annotation, biological process: protein localization to phagophore assembly site; endoplasmic reticulum to Golgi vesicle-mediated transport. The coding region runs from base 500 to 4528 and encodes 1342 amino acids. The record is from RefSeq and is a predicted model, not a curated record. Lineage: Eukaryota; Metazoa; Arthropoda; Insecta; Diptera; Culicidae.